CAAAGAGGGGGGAAAAACGCGCUCGGUGGGUGGGUGCAGCCCCUCUGGGUGCAAGCAAAGGAAGACGUCAGCUGAGCUGCUCAGGUUCCUCUUUAGCGGGGAAACGCGCACCACGCACACUUCCUCCUCUGAGAGCACUUCACCGCGCCUGUCCGUCCGUCCGCACCUUCAUCCUGAGCGGGCCCGGGGAAAUGAUGGAAGCCCCGAAACAGACGUGAGGAAUACGGACCCCCGCAGUCGCCAUCCCCCCCGAAGUAAAUUCCGAGGAGACGUUUCUGAAACUGCGCAAGUGCGGAAGUGAGGUGUUGUCUUCCUGCUGAGGCUCUGCUGUUUCCAACAGUACGGCAUCAUGGGCUGCAUCGGCUCAAAGAAGGGGCAGGAGAUUCCCAUGAAGGAGAACGCCAGCGACGAGCAGAGCCAAGUACCUUCCGGACACUAUGUCAAAGACCCCACCUCCGGCAAAAAAACUCCCAAACUCCCAGGACCAAAUUCCUCAGAAGGGGAGAGUGUUGCCAUCGCAUUGUAUGACUAUGAAGCCAUUCACGAGGGAGACCUGGGCUUCAAAAAGGGCGACAGGCUUAAAAUUUUGGAAGAAUCAGGCGAAUGGUGGAAAGCCAAGUCCAUCAGCUCAGGCCAGGAAGGCUUCAUCCCCAGCAAUUAUGUCGCAAAAGACACUCUAGAGACAGAGGAUUGGUUUUUUAAAGGGGUAAGUCGGAAAGAUGCUGAGAGGCAGUUGCUGGCCUCUGGGAACAAAACAGGCUCCUUCAUGAUCCGAGACAGCGAGACCACAAGAGGAAGCUACUCCCUUUCAGUGAGAGACCACGAUCCCCAAGCCGGUGACACAGUUAAACAUUAUAAGAUCAGAACGCUGGACAAUGGAGGGUUCUACAUCUCACCCCGCAUCACAUUUAGAACCCUGCAAGAACUGGUCAGCCAUUACAAGAAGCAAGGAGAUGGCCUCUGUCAAUCCCUGACCUCCCCAUGUCUGAGCCCCAAACCUGAGAAGCCCUGGGAGAAAGAUGCAUGGGAAAUCCCACGAUCAUCACUUAAACUGGAGAAAAAGCUUGGUGCUGGACAGUUUGGAGAAGUCUGGAUGGCCACUUAUAAUAAGCACACCAAGGUAGCAGUGAAAACCAUGAAGCCUGGCAGCAUGUCCGUGGAAGCCUUCAUGAUGGAAGCCAAUCUGAUGAAGAGACUGCAGCACGAUAAACUGGUUCGACUUAACGCCGUGGUCACAAAGGAGGAGCCCAUCUACAUCAUCACUGAAUUCAUGGAAAAAGGCAGUCUGCUGGACUUCUUGAAAAGUGAUGAAGGGAACCGUGUUCAGCUUCCAAAGCUCAUCGACUUCUCUGCUCAGAUUGCAGAGGGAAUGGCUUACAUUGAGCAGAAUAACUACAUUCACAGAGACCUGCGAGCAGCCAACAUUCUGGUCAACAAGGCUUUAGUUUGCAAGAUUGCAGACUUUGGAUUAGCUCGUAUCAUUGAGGAUAACGAGUACACAGCUCGAGAAGGAGCCAAAUUCCCCAUCAAAUGGACAGCACCAGAAGCCAUUAACUACGGGUCUUUCACUAUUAAAUCUGAUGUCUGGUCUUUCGGUAUUCUGCUGACGGAGAUCAUCAGCUAUGGACGCACUCCAUACCCUGGGAUGACCAACCCAGAAGUGAUCCGCUCCCUGGAGAAAGGCUACCGAAUGCAGCGCUUGGAGAGCUGUCCUACCGAACUCUAUGACAUAAUGUUGGAUUGCUGGAAGAAUAAAGCAGAGGAGCGCCCCACCUUUGACUACCUGCAGAGCAUUCUGGAAGAUUUCUUCACAGCCACUGAGAGCCAGUAUCAGCAGCAGCCUUGAGUCGCAUUACAUUUGUUUCUUAUGUGUUCUGUACGUAUUACAUACCCACUGAGCCUUUUCAUUUAUCCUUCUUUGUCUUUUCAUACUCAAAAAAAAGAGUCUUAUUACAACGUAGCUCAGUCAUUUUCCAUACAUCCACGAAUAAGCGAUAACUAAAAAGUUCAUGCUUUUAGACUUAAAAUAAGUUAAUUUUAUCAUCAAAACUAUUUUUCUUUUUUUGUGUGUGGGGGGGGGGGUAAACCACUUGUCUGAAAAAAGUUAGAUCAUCAGCGAAGAAAUCAACUUUUAUUUGGCGUUGUAGAGCUGUUACAGGCGAAUACGAUUUGCACGGCCAGUUUCAAUGUUAAGUCAUUGUACAGACGCCGUCAGAGGUCCUGCGUUGCAUUUGGAGUGUUGGUUGCAGCGGUCUGGUGGCAGCACGUUGCAGCAAAAAUUCUGACGUGCGAUAUUUCCAGAGUUCAAACAUCAAAACUUUCGCAAAGAAUAUGUGUCACAUAAACCAAUCAGAAACUUAGCUUUGACCCGUGACGCAUUGAUGGCGUGAUCAGGGGGGUGUAGUCCAGAAGUGAUCAAUGUAGAUUUUUUGGUCAGUGGAGAUCAUUACCUCUUCCUGUAAGGUUUGGAAAUCCCUCCUCCACUUCCUUUUUUACCCCAGUUAAAUCAGGCUUUGAAAAACCCUGUUUUUCCGACCGCUUUUAGCAAUUUGGGUUGUUUGAUAUUUUCCGAAGCAGCUUAAUGUAAAUAUGUUAUCUUGAAAGAAUUUUAUAACGCCUUUUUUCAAAUAAUUGGGAAUGGGCUUAUAAUUCCUGUCAUUUAUUCCAAUGCAUCGGCUUUAAAAAAAAACAACAGCUCACUUUUUUAGCUGCAGGCUACUUUGCAUAUUUAAACCUCGUGCACCUCUAUUUCAACAGAAAAAGCAUUGUCUUGCUAUAUCAUCUACUUUUUGGAGGCUUGUUUAACAUCAGUUUUUCACUUAUAAUAGAUUUAUUUGUCCUAUUACAGUUUAGUUCAAUUUCACCAAUAACAGGAACGCAUCGUUGGAUCAUAAAAUGUCUGCAUAGCAACCGUGCAAAGCUCGGAUCCGUCUAGACGCAUAAUAAAUCAAACUGUAGCGUCGUCUGUUAGAAGAAAACUGCAUUAUACAAACAGCAUUUUGGUUUUCAAAAGUGGCUCUCUUAGUGUAAAAGAUGUAUUUUAUAAUGUAAUAAACAAAAUGAGUGUUGCAAGUCAGAAACUCAUUUUUCUUGUCCCAUCUGAAAUGCCCUUAAAAUUCCAACACUGCAAAGUAAAAACUGCUUUUUCAAACAUAGAAUAGUUUGAAGGCUCAUAUCAUAUGGAUAGAAAGUCUUCUUUCUUUACAGGAAGGCUGUUUUUUUCUGUCUGCAAACCUUUUUAUUUUAUAUAUCAAACUGAGCUUAUUUCCUCACAGUGCCUUCUUAAUACAGUAGCCAUAAAACCCUGUGUAUGAUCUGUUCACAAAGUCUUGCGGAAGUUUAGUGUUUUUCAAUAAAACAAUAUAUUUUUAUUGCUGUGUAACUUAUUUUUAAAAGAUGCAUAAAUGUAACAAGUUGGAGAGGUACCGUACAUAUUUCAAUGAUAUGGUGACUGGAGCAGCAUUUUAUUCCCAAGAGCUUUUUAUAUCUUUGUGUUAAAGGGUGCAUGUGAAUGACUAGUGAUGGCUGCUUUUUCCUUUGCUGCAGCAUCUGUGUCUUUCUCAUAUGUUGUUUGAAUAUUCAUAAUGGUUUUUGCACAUUUAAACUAUGUUUGGUGACAGAAAAUCAGAGAAAUUUAAAGGGAAGCUAUGAGCCUGCAAUAGAAAUGAUUUUGUGCUGGCAUAAAUUGACCCACUAUUUAUCAAAAUCUGUGAAGCAAAGAUCUAAGACGUUUGUGCUUUUCCUAAAUUAUUAUGAUUGAAAGAAUUUGCAAAGUUCUGUAUAUAAUCAUAGGAAUAUGUUUAUUUUUUUGUUCAUUCUCUCUACCAAUAUGAAUCUUUUUGCAGCAUCUGCACCUGAAAUGUUAAAAUAAAUAGUUUUUAAAAAGCAAA
This is a messenger RNA of Oryzias latipes (Japanese medaka), 3890 nucleotides long. It is a transcript of the gene hck, whose product is annotated as HCK proto-oncogene, Src family tyrosine kinase. Gene Ontology annotation, molecular function: protein tyrosine kinase activity; protein binding; ATP binding. The record is from RefSeq and is a predicted model, not a curated record. Lineage: Eukaryota; Metazoa; Chordata; Actinopteri; Beloniformes; Adrianichthyidae. Gene Ontology annotation, biological process: protein phosphorylation.